Molecule: messenger RNA, 1933 nt
Organism: Triticum dicoccoides
Lineage: Eukaryota; Viridiplantae; Streptophyta; Magnoliopsida; Poales; Poaceae
Exons: 5
Coding region: 1517-1933 (138 amino acids)
Source: RefSeq, a predicted model, not a curated record
CAGCGGCUACGCCCAUUCCGUCGUGUGCCGGCGGCCGCCGUGCCUCGCGCCGGAGGAUGGAGUGCGCUCGCCGGGAGUAUGGAAGGCGCGGAGAGGUGCGCUCGCGCCCGAUCUCCUGUGCCCGCGCCUCGCGCCUCCUUGCACCGCUCCGGCGGCCACUCGCCACCCACCGUCGCCCGCGACCACCAGCAGCAACCGUCGCACCUCUCCGCGCGCCACCCCGAGGCCCCAGCCAUGCCGCGCCGCCGUCCUCCGCAACCCCGGCCUCCUCCUCAACCUCACCUCUCUGUGCGAAAACCGGCGUCGCCGCCGGCGGCCACGGUUCCAGCGCCGCCUUCGUCCUCCGCCUCCUCCUAAAGUGCGCGUUCGCCCCGGCGGUCCUCGCCCUCGAGCUCACCGAGGACGGCGUCCUUGCGGACGGCCUCCUCCACCCCAGGCGGCCCUCUCCGGCGAGGUGAGCACAGGAAGGGACGAAGAAGGCGGCCGGGCCGCCGUUCUCGCGCGCUAGAAGGGCGCCGGGCCUCGUGGGUGUUGUGAAGGGGGGAGGGGGUGGCAGCUGAGGGCGUGUUCACCGUUGGCUAGCGCCGGCCGCGAGCGCGCGCCGGUGUUGUGACCUGUCCGCCGCCGCCAGUCCUCUCUGCCCUUCUCCACCCCAGGCAACCCUCUCCGGCGAGGCGAGCUGAGGAAUUUGGCGAAGAAGGCGGCUGCCGUGCUUUCGCGCGAGAAGGGCGCCGGACCUCGUCGGCGUUGCGAAGGGGCAUAGCUGAGGGUGGGUACGCCGCCGGCCAGCGCCGGCGGCGAGCACGCUCCGCUGUGACCUGUCCGCCGCAGCCAGUCCUCUCCCGCCUCCCUUGAUGUAACCUUCUCAACCUCUGCAUCUGCUCCCGUGUUGCCUCGUUGUCUUUUGGUACAUGCGCAUCCAACCAGUGUAGGAAUCAAUCAAGCUAUACAGGCAUGUGUUCUUCAGGAAAACUAAGACCAGAUUUUAGGUUAUAACGACUUUGUUCUCUAGCAGGAUCAAAGUCUGACAUGUUUAUACAGGUGAGAUUGCAGCGAAUUUGAUGUGCAGAUACAGUUGCUAAUGUCCAGAUUUCAGAGGCAUUGAUAGGUUCAGGUCGACAAGCAUAACAAAGGAACAGAGGAGUUUAAGUCAGUAAUUUUUCCUCUUCGAGAGAUUUGGUGGCCCUUCUUGCUAUGUACAAUGGUGCCUCAUAGUCAAAUUGCACUUUAAACUAAUAACUUUGUGGCGUAUGGGAGAUUUUCAUGACACAAUUGGAGUUACUAAUAAUUUCACUAAGCAAACUGAAGUUUUGUUUCACCUACUGUCAUGUUGGUCUUGCAGAUGAGCUCCAAACAUGGCCAAUCCUCUCAAAGAUUCAAUGGAGUCUGAUGAUGUUGAUCACUCUUCUUCAUUAAUGCCUGCAGGCUGCAGUUGUUGAUCAGUCACAAAGAGGGUAUUGGUGCCAACGCUCCGUUUGGAGUUGGAGAGGCCCAGACCACCUGCUGCAAGAGGCAAAUGGUGACUUCCAGCCACAGCUCUUCAGAGUUGCCCUCCACCGAAACGCCCGCGCCGAGGACGCCCACACCGACGCCGACAGAAGACGCCGACGACGCCCGCGACAUCCACGACGACGGCCUCCUCGCCAACACAGGAGUUCGUAUUCGUAUGGGCCCUACCACUCCCAACAGGAACCCCACUCCCAGCAGGACGCGCACCCCCUUCCAGGAUAUAAGCAACAACCAAACAUCAGGUAUUGAUCAUAACCCAGUCAGGACGCGCCCCCCCUUCCAGGAUAUAAGCAACAACCAGACAUCAGACCCAAAGGAACUAAAAAGGCAGAGGGAUAGAGAGCGGUAUGCAAAAAAUAAAGAUGAGAUUAAUAAGAGAAGGCGUGAAGCCUACAAAAGAAAAAAAAUACCAAUGAGGAAAUAG